UGUGGUAUUGGGGGCGAAGGACAAAAGUGGCGAUCUGGCACACUGUUUAGAAAAUUGCUUGAGAAGAGGGGAAUUACGUCCACAGAGGGUCGGAUAGAUAAAGAGCCUCCAAGACACGUGCAUGUGGAGUGCGUGGGUUGAACCCUGUGUGGCUCACGGCAGGAGGCACCAGCAUCUGGGUGGUGAUCUAGGGCGACCGCGCGUGGCCGCCUCCACCUGCUGGAGGAGCGGUGGGGGCGGAGCUAAGAUGCGGAGGGAGGUGACGCACGCGCAAUCCACAUCACCAGGCUCCCGCUCGACCCUCACCCAGGCCCAGACCGCGGCAGAAUCCUCUGGCUGCCUGUCGGUUAACAAUGGUUUCUGGGAUGGUUUCUACCAUGCUAUCUGGCCUAUUAUUUUGGCUGACACUUGGAUGGACUCCCACAUCUGCUUAUAGCCCAAGGACCCCUGACCGGGUCUCAGAAACGGAUAUCCAGAGGCUGCUCCAUGGUGUUAUGGAGCAGUUGGGCAUUGCCAGGCCACGGGUAGAGUAUCCAGCUCACCAGGCCAUGAAUCUUGUGGGCCCACAGAGCAUUGAAGGUGGAGCUCAUGAAGGUCUUCAGCACUUGGGUCCUUUUGGCAACAUCCCAAACAUUGUGGCAGAGUUGACUGGCGACAACAUUCCUAAGGACUUUAGUGAAGACCAGGGUUACCCGGACCCUCCAAAUCCCUGUCCCGUUGGAAAAACAGUAGAUGAUGGAUGUCUGGAAAACACCCCGGACACAGCAGAGUUCAGUCGAGAAUUCCAGCUGCACCAGCACCUCUUUGAUCCAGAACAUGACUAUCCAGGCUUGGGCAAGUGGAACAAGAAACUCCUUUACGAGAAGAUGAAGGGAGGACAGACACGAAAGCGGAGGAGUAUCAAUCCAUAUCUACAAGGACAGAGACUGGACAACGUUGUCGCAAAGAAGUCGGUCCCCCAUUUUUCAGAUGAGGAUGAGGACCCAGAGUAGGGUGAGGAUGCUGGGUAGAAACCCACACGGCCCGUAGGCCUCAGUACUGCUUACGUGCACGUGUUAUUAGAGCCCCUGUGAAUGGCAGCAUGUUUCUAAUUUAGACUAGUAUGGAUGAAAAGCAGCUGUAUUUUGAUAUUGCAUUGUCCUUCACACCGAUAGCUCUGCUUUCUACCAAAUUAGAAUAAGAGCUCUUUUCUUUUUAAAUGUGGAUCUGCAACGGGCAUUGAAAUUAAGGUGUAUAUAUCAACAACAGUAAAAAGCAAGACUAUGAAUGAAAUGUCCUCAGAUUUCUUGCAAUUUAAAAUGGUGUUUUGGGCUGUGCUGUUUUGGCCAAGUCUGUAGAAAGCUGGCAUUUGAUUUUGAUUAUGUAGUUCACCCAGCCCUUGGGCAUUGUUACACAUCAAUAAAGAAGGUUGUACUCAAGAGGAGGAGCGGACACAUUUCACUUGCCUACAUCUUAAUAAAUGUGUAUGCAAGCC
Panthera uncia (snow leopard) is the source of this 1474-nucleotide messenger RNA. It is a transcript of the gene SCG5, whose product is annotated as secretogranin V. The coding region runs from base 354 to 992 and encodes 212 amino acids. Lineage: Eukaryota; Metazoa; Chordata; Mammalia; Carnivora; Felidae. Gene Ontology annotation, cellular component: secretory granule. Gene Ontology annotation, molecular function: enzyme regulator activity. Gene Ontology annotation, biological process: regulation of hormone secretion; neuropeptide signaling pathway. The record is from RefSeq and is a predicted model, not a curated record. The transcript has 6 exons.